This is a messenger RNA of Trematomus bernacchii (emerald rockcod), 1364 nucleotides long. RefSeq names its product family with sequence similarity 207 member A (gene slx9). The transcript is spliced from 6 exons. Gene Ontology annotation, cellular component: nucleolus; preribosome, small subunit precursor; 90S preribosome. The coding region runs from base 98 to 844 and encodes 248 amino acids. NCBI's taxonomy places the organism in Eukaryota, Metazoa, Chordata, Actinopteri, Perciformes, Nototheniidae. Gene Ontology annotation, biological process: maturation of SSU-rRNA from tricistronic rRNA transcript (SSU-rRNA, 5.8S rRNA, LSU-rRNA). The record is from RefSeq and is a predicted model, not a curated record.
GACGUCACACGCUGUCGACACGGGGAGCUGCAUCACAGUGUAUUGUGUGUACAGCUGAGAUUAAUGUAAAGUUCUCCAGGUUUACAUAUAUAUUAACAUGGUGGGGAAAAUCAAACAUGUCCGGCAGAAGCUCCACCAGGAGGCCGUGAAGCUGCACCCACAGUCCGUGUUAUCACCGCCGAGUCUGGCGGUAGAGAGACCCGCUGCUGCUGCUGCGGAGCCACACAAAACAAGUACUCCACUGCUGGGGAAUAACAAGAACAACGCCAGACAGGCCCUGGGACAGAGCUCCUUCCCCUCUGGGAUCUUCUCCGGCACUCACAUAUCUCCAGAGGCCCUGGUACAGACUCUGAAGCUAGAAGAAGCUCCACAUGUACCAGAACCAGCUCAAGCACCUGCCAAGACAGGCCAAGAAGACAAGAAACUCAAGACAAAGAAGGAGAAGAUGAAGGAGAGGAGGGAUCGAUGGAUGAACAAGAUCAGCUCCAUCAAACUGGCGAAGGAGAAGCAGGCGUUGGAGGCCCGGCGGCAGGCCACGCCGGUGGUGGGGGACAUGAGGCCGCUGGCCGACGCCCUGCCGGAGCUCUUUGAACUCAUCGGGCCCUCCACCACGGCCCCCGCAGCGCGCCGCAAGAGCCGGAAAAACAAAGUGCCGGUGAAGAGGCCUGAGCCGACAGAUUUCAGCCAGAUGAAACAGUCACAGAAACGCCGAUUCCUGGAAACGGAGAGCAGCCGGUUCGACAGCGCAGUGAAGACGCUCUCCGCCAAGAUGAACCCUCUGGCGGAUAUCGGGGAGCAGCUGAGGAAGAGGAUGAGGCAGGAGGAAGAGCAGGGGCCCAGCUAACAGCAGCUCCUCCACAGACACUCAUCUACAGACGCCCCCUUUCCCUGACUGAAUCAUGCUCCACACAGAGGUGAAGACGAAGUGUAGUAUUUGUACUUCACUCCUCCUCUUCAGUAAUAAACCGUUAACUCUGAGCCUCUGUGUGUUUUCUGCUACACUUCAUUUGUAUUGGCUCCCAGCAUCAUUUACAAACAUAUGCUUUGUUUCUGUCCACCCACACACUCAUCACUCUGAUAGUGACUAUAAGAUCAGAGUGACUCAUCAGUAAUAACCAUAGCAACUGCACUGAUCUAUGUAAAUGUGCAGAACAUCCACGUGUUGGGAGAUGUGGGGCCAUCUUUCAUAUUUAAUCAAAACACCUCUGUAUUUGACUUUUCACUUAAUCAUACGAUACCAUGCCAUGAAAACAAUUCUCAUGAUGUUUUUCAAAUUGUGUUUGAUGAAGUUUGUAAUAGCUGAAACUCAAGUACUGUGAAUAAGUACACCUGAGGUACUUGAGUAAAUACAUGUUAUGCUAAUA